AUGGAGAUGAUCGUCGCCAAGGCUUUCCAGUUCAAGUCGCCUGUUCUCGACGCGCUGGCGAACAUCUCUCCGGACUUCGAGCGUCACGGGGCUAUUGUCCGCUUUACGAACCUGGAAGCCUUCAAGAACGUGUUCACGGACGUGAUGACGUUGUUCCCGCUCGUGAACAAGACGUUGUCGGUGCGCAAGGAUCCUCUUCUUCUGUCGCACAACAUCCGCCUCGUGACCUCGGUCCGCCCGCAGAACAUCGAGAACAUCUCGUCCCACAAUGCUGACAUGGCGUUGUACCCGAACAUCUACACGUUCCCUGGCCGUCUAAACUACAACGAGGACAAGGUCGUGCGCCAAAUGGAGGCCCCGAUCUCCUACAAGCUGAUGCCGUGUCGUCUGCAGAACUACAGCGUGACACCGUUGGCAUCGGAGGUCAUGAAUGUGCAGUUCGCAUUUUCGUGCGUGCGGUGGUGCGUCAGCUUGACCACGAUGACAGUAGCUCGCGCUCGCAGUACGAUGCGUACCCGCGCCCUGUGCGCUCACCUAUGGAUGCGCUGA
Phytophthora infestans T30-4 is the source of this 549-nucleotide messenger RNA. RefSeq lists its product as uncharacterized. Gene Ontology annotation, molecular function: ATP binding; acetyl-CoA carboxylase activity. The transcript has 4 exons. The record is from RefSeq and is a predicted model, not a curated record. The coding region runs from base 1 to 549 and encodes 182 amino acids. Lineage: Eukaryota; Oomycota; Peronosporomycetes; Peronosporales; Peronosporaceae. Gene Ontology annotation, biological process: fatty acid biosynthetic process.